AAACCCCUCACAGCUUCUCUCCCUCUACUCUCUCUUUCUGUCUCUCAAAUCUCAUCGGCGCUCCGCUCUCAACUCAACGACGAUGGCGAACCCGAGCUCCUCCGUUCCGGCGACGCCGGUGCUGAAGGACGAGCUGGACAUCGUGAUCCCAACGAUCAGGAACCUUGACUUUCUCGAGCAGUGGCGGCCCUUCUUCCAGCCCUACCACCUCAUCAUCAUCCAGGACGGCGACCCCACCAAGACCAUCAAUGUCCCCGAGGGUUUCGACUACGAGCUCUACAACCGCAACGACAUCAACCGCAUCCUCGGCCCCAAGGCCUCCUGCAUCUCCUUCAAGGACUCCGCCUGCCGCUGCUUCGGCUACAUGGUCUCCAAGAAGAAGUACAUCUACACCAUCGACGACGAUUGCUUCGUUGCUAAGGACCCGAGCGGGAAGGAAAUAAAUGCUCUGCAGCAGCACAUCAAGAACCUCCUGAGCCCUUCGAGUCCAUACUUCUUCAACACCCUUUAUGAUCCAUACAGAGAGGGAACUGACUUUGUUCGGGGGUACCCCUUCAGCCUCCGCGGGGGUGCUCCAACUGCUGUUUCCCAUGGCCUCUGGCUCAACAUUCCCGAUUACGAUGCUCCCACUCAGCUCGUCAAGCCUCUUGAGAGAAAUACUAGGUAUGUGGAUGCUGUGUUAACCAUCCCGAAAGGAACCCUCUUCCCCAUGUGUGGGAUGAAUCUGGCUUUCAACCGGGAGUUGAUUGGACCCGCCAUGUACUUUGGCCUCAUGGGUGAUGGUCAACCCAUAGGGCGCUACGAUGAUAUGUGGGCUGGGUGGUGCACCAAGGUUAUCUGCGACCACUUAGGUUUGGGGGUGAAAACUGGGCUCCCCUACAUCUGGCACAGCAAGGCCAGCAACCCGUUUGUGAACCUCAGGAAGGAGUACAAGGGCAUCUUCUGGCAAGAAGAGCUCAUCCCUUUCUUCCAGUCCGUGUCCCUUCCCAAGGACUGCACGAGUGUCCAGCAAUGCUACAUCGAGAUCUCGAAGCAAGUCAAAGCUAAGCUCGGGAAGGUGGAUGACUACUUCAACAAGCUUGCCGAUGCCAUGGUCACUUGGAUUGAAGCUUGGGACGAGCUCAACCCUUCAUCCUCAGCAACUGUGCACAAUGGAGCUGCAAAGUAGGGAAUUCAUUUUCCAGAUCAUUCGGCUAUCAUUGCUUUGAAACAGUGUUUGAGCCUUAAAGCUAUUGUAUCUUUACUAUUGAUUUCGCUGAUCCUUUAGCUACUCCACCGAGUGCCGGAGUAAUUUACUCAGCAGGUUUGAAAGUUUAUUAUUACUGUUAUGAUUCUUUUCCGAUAUAUGUUUAUCUAAUUAUGUGAGGCUAGACCAAUAAAGAGGCUGGUGAUUUUGUACCGAACUAGAUUCAAAUAGGAUUGAUUGUGAUUCAGCUAUCUAUUUAUUUGAGAAAGGAUUGACAA
Messenger RNA from Punica granatum (pomegranate), 1464 nucleotides. The record is from RefSeq and is a predicted model, not a curated record. Lineage: Eukaryota; Viridiplantae; Streptophyta; Magnoliopsida; Myrtales; Lythraceae.